AUGACUCAAGUCGCAGCUGAAAUGGCAUGGGAAGAACGCUUAGAUAAUGCUGAAAAGGUUCGCCAAGCUGUCACUAUAAACCAUAUUACUAGUCUAGUCAAUAAAUCAAAUAUUGAAUCAAGUUCAGCUAAUAAUCCGAAUAUUGAAGCAACUUUCGCCAAUAAAUCAAAUGUUGAAUCGAGUCCAGUCAAUAAAUUAAACGCUGAAUUAAAUAGUGAAUUAGAUGGUCCCAAUACACCUGGUCAUAGCGAAAUCUUGUGUAAUAGCGUUGACGGUGAUAAUGAGAAUGAGAAUGAGGAAACAGAAGAAUUAAACACUGUAUCUACUGAUCUAUACAAUCAUCAUCCAGCUGAACAUAAAGAUUCAAAAAUUAAACUCCAAUGUCUUUUCGUGCGUGAAUUAUCACAACCAUCGUUUGUUCGUAUUCUCCAACAGUACAUUGAAGAUAAUCCUAAUACUAGAAA
Molecule: messenger RNA, 464 nt
Organism: Racocetra fulgida
Lineage: Eukaryota; Fungi; Glomeromycota; Glomeromycetes; Diversisporales; Gigasporaceae
Source: the annotation of a GenBank genome assembly